Molecule: messenger RNA, 2239 nt
Organism: Exophiala oligosperma
Lineage: Eukaryota; Fungi; Ascomycota; Eurotiomycetes; Chaetothyriales; Herpotrichiellaceae
Exons: 1
Coding region: 123-1625 (500 amino acids)
Source: RefSeq, a predicted model, not a curated record
CAACUAUUCAACAGCAAAAUCUUCUGCGAAGCGUCUUCAACCCGUCAUCCAUGAUCCGUGAACCCUAGCUAUUGGCCUCAUCUUUCUCCGUCGGGCGCUGAUAAUUGCAGCCAACAAAUAACAUGACAAAAGCGCAGCUGGUCGACAAUAUCGACCUGACUGCCAUCAAGCCUCUUCUCCGGGCCUACGCUCUAGGAUACAUCACAGUCACCGGGCCCAGGCUAUUCACCUUUGCGAGAAACCUCAAGCAAAAGGAUGUCCCGUUGCACGAGCACCUAGCUACCCUAUGUAAAAUCCUCAAAACCUCCGCAGAGUUCAACCGCUUGCCGACCGCCGUGGCCAUCAUCGUGGGAGGUGCCACAGCACUUCCACGCCUUGUUCAUAUAUGUCUCAAUUGGCCUGUGCCCGUCAGCCAAAGGACUCACGCUCGACAACCCAGCAACAAAUACUCAACUUGGAUCCAAUUCAUCUCUUCACUUGUGUCGGCGUGGGUGGCCUUUGACCUUCUCAACAGAGAUGAGAGCUGGGUUCGGAAACGCGCGAAAUCACGUACCGCCAUCACCAGCACCAGCACGAAUAUCCACGAUGCUACCAUUCUCUUCGAAUCUCCAAAUCAGCACCACAUACCACCUCCUUCAUAUCACCCACAUUAUUCUGGCAAGACCAUCGACUUCACCCUGUUUGCUUUCAGCCGAGCACUGGACAUAGCCGUCAUUACCGCCUGGACACAAACUCGCUCGAAACCCUGGCAUCCCGAGCACCGGCACCCCAGCCUCGCCACCGCGGUGCGAAAGCUCAUGGACCCUGCGAUAUUCGCAACGUCCGCAGCUGUUAUCAUGUGGUCAUGGUUUUACUCCCCAGAGCGCCUCCCGCGAGAAUACAACCGGUGGAUCUCCAAGGCCGCCGACAUCGACCCUCGCGUCAUCCAAGCUCUCCGGCUCGCUCGAAGAGGCGAGUUCGUCUACGGAAAAGACACCGGUAAAGCGCCACUCCUUCAAAGCUUGUCCCGCGAGCUCGGUCUGCCGGAGGUGUACGGUGAUCCUGCCCGGACCAUCCCUGUCCCCUGUGAGCUGUACCACUGUGGAACCGGGAAAAGCUGCGAGAGGCAUGCCGCUUCGAGGUUCUGGCGAAGUUGGAAGUUCGCCAUGGAAGUCUACGUGCCACUUCAACUCCUCGCGCACCUUCGUCACCCCAGUUUCAAUGCCGCCAUGAAGAGCAUCAAGGGCGCGGCCAGGUCCUCUUCCUUCCUGGCUGCAUUCGUCGCACUCUUCUACUACGCCGUGUGUCUGGCCAGGACGCGCUUGGGCCCAAAGGUGUUUUCGUACAAGACCAUAUCUCCACAAAUGUGGGACUCGGGCCUUUGUAUCCUGGCAGGGUGUCUCGCGUGUGGGUGGUCUAUCCUCUUGGAAAGACCGAGUCGACGACAAGAGAUCGCCUUCUUUGUCGCACCGAGGGCCCUGGCUACGGUCCUGCCCAGGGUGUAUGAUAAGAAACAUCAAAGGAGAGAGCAAGCCGUGUUUGCCACCAGUGUUGCGGUGGUUUUGACAACAAUGAAGACCGGUAAUAACGGGCGCAGCGUCAGGGGAGUUCUGGGAAGACUUUUGAAUCAUGUCAUGAAAGAGUAGGCUUUAUGAUUUUGUUCUAUUAUACGGAGUAUGGCACCGAACCAAUGUUCUAAAGAGGCGUCCACUAUUUUUCCAAGCGGAUGAAAAACCUCAAUAUUGAAGGUUACGUUAUUCUACCCUUGCAACUCCAACAUACUGCCUCCGUUCGCUGGCACAUGGUUCCCAUUUACCCACCUCGCCUCGUCGCUCGCAAGCCAUCCCACAACGCACGCUAUGUCUUCCGGCUCAGCAAGACGUUUCUCUGCCGUGGCCGCAUUCUUGAGGUCUUCCAUCCACGUCAUUCCCGCAGCCUGAAUGGCACGCAUCACGUCCGUCAUCUGAAAGAAGAACACACAUCCAGCGUCAGCACAAAGAACUUAGACACAUAGAUUCGACAGACGUCGACACUCGACGUGGGAAGCGGGUGCUGUGGGGGAACGCAAAAGGGGUAAAAUAACUCACAGUUGGCCCAACACAGACAGAAUUGAUCGUUAUCCCUUUCUCCGCCGAAUAAUUAAACGCCAGUGAUCUUGUGAAGCUGUCAAAGGCGGCCUUGGAGGCGCCGUACAUGGUCGCGAUCUCCUGGUUCGGCUGCCGACUCGCGGUACUUGAGAUAUUGAUCACACGGCCACCGC